UGAAACGGAAAGCGCGAUUUCCCCCGCCCUGGAGGGCAGCAAGUGGGCCUCGGUCCCGUUGAAAGCCGCAAUUAAAAUGGCGACCUGAGAGUUGUCUCAAUUUUGCAUACACCUCUGGCCCAGGCGUGCUGCACCUUCGUCCCAGCUCCGCGCGCCGCCACCAGAACGGGUACUUCGCAGAGGGCGCGAGACGCCCCACCAAGUAGAACAGCACUCGCACCCUUCUUGAGAUUGCAGAGACUCUCUCCUCCGGGGAGACCAGGAAAUCUCGCUCUCCAACCCUCUCUCCUUAAACUUUGAAAACUCUGCCUCCCUUUGGGCUGAGCUCCCCCCCAAAUAUUGACACAUUGGAAGCAGCCAAGUCCUUUUUGUUUCUUGUUUGUGCAGAGGGGUUUGCAAGAGUCCUCCCCUAGCCCCCACCCCCACCCAAUGACGUCAGCGGCAUUCACUCCCGUCUCCUGGCCUGUUAUGAUUUUUUUGUUGUUAAAACUUUUCUCCGAGGUGAGAUGGGGGUUGAGUGGGAGAAGGAGCUAAUUCAAAGAGCCAGUGCCCUGGGGGGGAAAUAGCAACAAGAUUAUGGCUGCUUCUUUCCGAGGCAAAGCUUAAGAAGGUGCUAAUCCACUCGGUCGCUAAUUGAAAGGUUGUAAAAAUGAUAUUCGCCUCCAGUUCGGACAGUCUCUGGGCCUCAUCCCCCCCGCCCCCUUUGCCUAUGGCCAAUGGACUUGAGUUCAAGCUUCUUUAACGCAUGUUUGAGAAGUAAAAAGGGAGAGAAAAGGUACGCAGAUUCCUGCUGGUCUGGGACCUGGGCCCGAUGCCCCACUUCCCGGGAUCCUCCUAAAGUCGCGGUCCUACGAAAUCUUGCACUGGAGAGGCCACUGACCCCAGCGCCCGGCACCGCCUCCUUCGCCUCUGGCCUGGGUUUUCUCCCGGAAUUGAGUGCUCCUGGGAUGCGUGCGGGAAGGGCCAUCCCCAGGCGGAGAGAGUCAGCGAGUUGUGCAACCCCAACCUGGUCCGGGCGGUGGAGGCCUCCGUUCCUUUGGAGCUCUGCCCCGGCUCCUUGGUCGAGGCGUUAGUGGGUCCAGACUGGGGAGAAGAGUGUGAGGCCCACACUAGGCUGGCGGCUCAAGGCAGCCUGCAGCGUCCUUACGUUCCAGCUCCCAGGGAAGGCUGCCACAACGCCUGUCUGCCGCGAGUUCGGGGUGCACAGUUCGUUGAUGAGCUCUGACUUUCAGCACUUCUCCUAAGUCAAGAGGAGUCAAGUGUACCCAGCGUGGCUUCGUUUCAGCCUCCCUGCCUCAGCUAUGCCAUCCCCAUUCUCUUUUGCUGGGUCCUGGGGUGUGUCCCCCAUCCCAAAUCUUCCACUUCCCUGCCACUUGGGCAGCAAGCUCCGAGAGAACUCCAGACUUUGCAGGAGUAGACAGCCGCUCCCUCCCUGUCACCUUAACUGCAAGCGCCAAGGGGCGCCUUUGGAGUGUACUGAGGUGUGUCCUAAUCGUCCGGCAUUCAACAAAUGGACUUCUGGUGUGUGGUCAGAAGAGAACAGCCAUUUGCUUACUUUCCUCCCGGUUUUCUGGCAACAGCUGAAGGGGAGCUGCCUCCUGGGACUGAGCAGACCCAGGAGAGGGAAUUUCGGUGUGGAGACACACGCAUCACACACAGAUAACCAGUGGAACACAUCGACACACGCUGACACACGGACAUCACUGGCGAAGACACACACACGACUCUUCCCCAGCAUUGGUCAUCUUCCCCCACCCCAGGCCUCCACAACCCCUCCUCCCCUCUCGUCUCCCCCUGGCGUCCCCUCCUCUCAGGCUCCUGGAAGAGCAGCCGCACUUAGUCAACAAAUGGCACGUGGGAGAAGUUGGGAUCUGAGAAUUGCUCUCACACACCAAACCAGCAGCGUCCGUGGAGAAAACUCUCACCAGCAACUCCUUUAAAAUACCGUCAUUGCAAACCAUUGUGGUCUUUAAGCAACAACAACAGCAAAAAAAAAAAAAAAAAAAAAAAAAAAGCACCC
Molecule: messenger RNA, 2020 nt
Organism: Neofelis nebulosa (Clouded leopard)
Lineage: Eukaryota; Metazoa; Chordata; Mammalia; Carnivora; Felidae
Exons: 2
Coding region: 1302-1940 (212 amino acids)
Source: RefSeq, a predicted model, not a curated record